GUUCAUUACUCUACCUUCUUAUCUAGCUAGUUCUUUGACUUGAUGUGAUCCCAUCGUCUCUCACUGCCCUGCCAAUCUGUCAGUGGGUUAAUCACACAUCACAGUCUUGCAUUCUUCUACAUCCCGCAGCUGUCCCUGUCAGCGGCAGCAGAAAAAGCAAGUUGCUACUGCGGCAGACACGGCACCACCGCUCUUGUCCAAUCGACUUCCAGACCUGCCAGCCAUUGACCGACUCGGGUCACACCGAACCAUUUCCUCAUAGAUACAUAUCCUCGCAGAUCCAUCCGCUUCCUAGUCAGCGCCGAGGAAGCCACUGCCUGAGCUGACCCUGACUCAAGCCCCCCACGGAGGAGAGAAGGAGGAAAGAAUGGCGCAAGAGGCUGAAUGGGAGACACAAGAAAUGAUGGAAAACGGGGACGGCGAAGCAGCUCAAACGGGCCAAUCAAAACGACCCCCACUCAGCCAGCAUGGCAGCGACUCCCAGGCGAGCGAUCAGGCACAGCAGCAGCAAAAUGCGUACCGCCCAAGGGUUCAGAAGCACGUCGUUGGUGGAGGUACCGGAGGACGAUUUCACGCCCGAGUCCCCUCUUCCAAAAUUAUCCACAAGCACCAUGCCUCGACCUCGUCCAGCAAAUUGAAUCGCCGACAAGCAUCGCCAUCACCAGAGCGUGGGAUUGGCUCCCAAUUCGGAUCAACGCACCGUCGCGUAACCUCAGACGUAGACCUGUCUCGGAAACUGUCUGCGACGAAUCUGAGCAAGAACUCGUCCCACACAAACCUCAAGUAUAGCCGAUCCAAGGUCGACAUUGGCAAGAAGAGCAAAUCGUCAGCGAACCUCAAACGAUCGCUCUCGAAUCCUGCCGUUCACAAGCUGAAGUCCGCAAACGUCCAUUUCAACCUCGGCGACGAAGCGGAAGACGGCCAAGACGGACAGGAGGACGAGUGGGUUGACGCCAGCACGUCUGCUUCGCCUUUGCUUUCCAGGCGCACUUCGGUUGUGAGCGGCGGCCAGUCGUCAGUGGAACACCCCGCGAGUAGAGACAGCUCCCGUCCUCACUCCUCGCCUGCUCCGAGCCAUCAAUUCGCGACCGAGAAUGGUCAGUCUAGUGGCACAAAUAGCGUAGCUCAUAGCCUCGAUCGACGGGCGGCGAACCACCAACAAUACCUUACGUCGCGCCUCCUCCAACGAAAUCCCUCACUGGGCGGCGUCCCCCCCAAGAUGUCGGCCGAAAACGUCUCGGUACACCCUUCGUCUUCUCGGCAGCACUCCCCGGACUCUGGCGGCAGCCGGGACACUACAUCGACACUGUCUGGCACUCCGCGAAUGCCAUUGCUGAUGCGACCGGGUAGCAGUGGCAAGGAGGAGCUAACGUCGCGCUUCGUCACAAACAACAGCCAAGGAUCCGGCUCGGGUGCGACCGGCGACUCAUUCUUGGUCGAGGCGAACCGCGGUGGCCUCUCGCGCGCGGCAUACAUCAGAGCCGAUGGCGGACCGCGACGACCGCAGUCCACGGGGAAUUUGGCACAGGUGCAGAAGCAGAAGCAACAGGAUCUGAUUCGCGCACAGGUGCGACUGGAAGAAGACGAGUCGACCUUGACUGACGGCGGCGAUGGGAAGCCCAGUGGGCUAGCGGGCGGUGCCCGUAGCAGGCGCACCGGGGGAUACACCGUGUCUCGUGGAGAGAUGAACCGGACGCAGCAGAAGUUGGACCUCCAGAGAGCGAGCUCCAGCCUGGAGCCUUCUCAUCACCACCCCGGCAUGGGCAUGGGGCUGGCUGGCGUGGCUUCAGCAGCAGGUCCGCUGGUUGGUGGAUCAGGUUUCGAGGCUCGGGACCCGAGAUUGGGCAAACUGAUGGAGAGGACGGGGAUGGAGUACCUGGUCGUCCGUCGGUAUCAGAACCCCAUUGCCAGGUCAAUAAAUCGCCUGACACAGUUGCCGGGAGUCGACAAGGCGCGGCGCAUCCCUAAACCUGGCAGCCCUAGUGUUCCCAACGUUGGGCCCCAUUCGAGACGCGGUUCGGAAUACGGCGGCCUUCGACAUGCACAGCUGCAGAACCUGAACGAGCGGGAGCUCCGCGAUCCCACUGUGGCCGGCCUCAUCAGCGCCCAGAUCUCUAAGAGGCCCAGCACACCGCGAAGAGGUCAUACGGCAACCGGCUCGAGCAGCAUCCGGCCGAGCAUGGAUCUCGACGAGGCUGCAGGCAGACGGCCGGACUCGAGGAGGCUGAGCGUGGCCAGCCUGGCUGACAGAGGAGAGGAUGCCCAGACAAUGGCACUCCUCCGUAACUUGUGGGACAAGAACAUGGAUCUGAGUGCCAGCCAGGAAUAGGGAUCUGAGCUGGACUGGGAAGAUAUCGACAUCCCCUACGAAGGUUAAAGGCAACAACAACAGAGAGCUAUUUGUGAUGACGACGAGCUGUGAGCAGAGCACCCUGGAUAGGCCAUUGGCAAGGCGUGGUCCGGUAUGACUGCUACGAUCUUUCUUUCUACAGGCUGGCGUUGACUUAUUAGAUGCUGGAAAAGCUGUCCACCUUCUUUUUUUCUACAAUGGGGCAUUACAGGGCUCAACACCUGGGAGGGCUAAGAAGGAUUAUGAUGAUGAUGAUGGCGUUUUCUUUCAGGCCGGAUAGACGCACAAGGCGUAUUAGAAUAUGAGGCUUUACAUAAAUUAGUUGCCUCUUUGUCGAGAUAUAAUGACAUGAAGUUGUCACUGAGAUGCAAGGCUUUGGUGUUGAAGCUGUGAAGUGAACCUACCUAGAUAACUUGCGACUUAUCGGACUAACCGUUGUAG
Molecule: messenger RNA, 2791 nt
Organism: Phialemonium atrogriseum
Lineage: Eukaryota; Fungi; Ascomycota; Sordariomycetes; Cephalothecales; Cephalothecaceae
Exons: 1
Coding region: 368-2329 (653 amino acids)
Cellular component (GO): fungal-type vacuole membrane; TORC1 complex
Source: RefSeq, a predicted model, not a curated record